Molecule: messenger RNA, 381 nt
Organism: Alternaria infectoria
Lineage: Eukaryota; Fungi; Ascomycota; Dothideomycetes; Pleosporales; Pleosporaceae
Gene: SNU13
Product: RNA binding protein snu13
Exons: 2
Coding region: 1-381 (126 amino acids)
Biological process (GO): mRNA splicing, via spliceosome; maturation of SSU-rRNA; ribosome biogenesis
Cellular component (GO): small-subunit processome; nucleolus; precatalytic spliceosome
Molecular function (GO): RNA binding
Source: RefSeq, a predicted model, not a curated record
AUGGCCGAAGACAACAGCGCCGCCUGGCCCCAAGCCGACCAGGCUCUGUCCCAGGAGAUCCUCGACCUCGUCCAACAGGCUACCCACUACCGCCAACUCAAGAAGGGAGCCAACGAGGCCACCAAGACCCUCAACCGUGGUAUUAGCGAGUUGAUCAUCCUCGCGGCCGACACCUCCCCGCUCGCUAUCCUCCUCCAUUUGCCGCUUCUCUGCGAAGACAAGAACGUUCCCUACGUCUACGUCCCCUCUAAGAUGGCUCUCGGCCGCGCCUGCGGUGUCGCCAGGCCCGUCAUCGCUGCUAGCAUCACCACCAACGAGGCUUCCGACCUCAUGGGCCAGAUCCGCACCCUCAAGGACAAGGUCGAGCGCCUCCAGAUCUAG